UAAAGGAGGAACAGGAGGAACUCUGGACCACCGUGGAGGGAGAGCAGCUCAGUGUGAAGGAGGAGACUGAUGCUACAGAGUUAUCAUUCACUGCAGUUACUGUGAAGAGUGAGGAUGAUGAAGAGAAGCCUCUGUUCUUUCAGCUUCAUCAGCAACAAAUGGACAACAGAGAUGAUCCAACCAGCAGCUCAGCUGAGCAGAUGAAAGUAGAAGCUGAUGGAGAGGACUGUGGAGGAGCAGAAACCAGCAGUAACCCAGAUUUGAAUCCUCAUGAAGAUGCUUCCAGCUVUUCAGAGACUGAAGUCAGUGAGAAUGAUGAUGAAGAGAAGGAGGAUGGGAACAAUCUUGGUACUCAGCUGGAACACUUGUCAGACUCUGGAUCAGAAACUGAAGACUGCGAGAAAGACUGGGAUGAGAGCAGUGCUCCUGAGUCAGGGUUAAACUGUGUCAACAACAGAUUCUGCUGCUCUGAGUGUGGUAAACAAUUUCUCCACAAGCGCUCCCUUCAGAGACACAUGACAAGUCAUUCAACAGUAAGACGGUCAAACUGUUUGAGUCAUAAGAAAAGUGUCAGAGAAAAAAAACAUGCAGAGCCACGUGGAGAAGUCCAGACAAAACCCAAAUCAUUAAAUUGUGAAGAAUGUGGUAAAAUAUUUACCAAAAAAUCUAAAUUAAACCGUCACAUGAGAGUCCACACAGGAGAGAAACCAUUUGUAUGUGAGGACUGUGGCCAUAGAUUUUCACAGAAGGGUAAUUUAAACGCACACAUGAGAGUCCACGCAGGACAACAACCAUUUGUGUGUGAGGACUGUGGACAUAGAUUUAGCUAUAAAUCUUGUUUAAACAAACACAUGAGAGUCCACACAGGACAGAAACCAUUUGCAUGUGAGGACUGUGGACGAAGAUUUAGCCGUAAGGGUAAUUUAAAAACACACAUGAGAGUCCACACAGGACAGAAACCGUUUGUAUGUGAGUACUGUGGACAAAGAUUUAGCUUGAAGGCUAAUUUAAAUAGACACAUGACAGUCAACACAGGACAGAAACCAAUUGAAUGUGUGGACUGUGGCCAAAGACAAGUUAAAACAGACACAUGAGAGGCCACACAGGACAGAAACCGUUUGUUUGUGAAAUCUGUGGACAAAGAUUUAUU
Austrofundulus limnaeus is the source of this 1150-nucleotide messenger RNA. RefSeq names its product gastrula zinc finger protein XlCGF8.2DB-like. The record is from RefSeq and is a predicted model, not a curated record. Gene Ontology annotation, molecular function: RNA polymerase II cis-regulatory region sequence-specific DNA binding; DNA-binding transcription factor activity. Bases 159 to 1094 code for a protein of 311 amino acids. Lineage: Eukaryota; Metazoa; Chordata; Actinopteri; Cyprinodontiformes; Rivulidae. Gene Ontology annotation, biological process: regulation of transcription by RNA polymerase II. The transcript is spliced from 2 exons.